Messenger RNA from Cynoglossus semilaevis (tongue sole), 3061 nucleotides. RefSeq names its product WW domain-containing adapter protein with coiled-coil-like. The coding region runs from base 321 to 1913 and encodes 530 amino acids. The record is from RefSeq and is a predicted model, not a curated record. Gene Ontology annotation, cellular component: nucleus. The transcript is spliced from 13 exons. NCBI's taxonomy places the organism in Eukaryota, Metazoa, Chordata, Actinopteri, Pleuronectiformes, Cynoglossidae. Gene Ontology annotation, molecular function: RNA polymerase II complex binding; chromatin binding. Gene Ontology annotation, biological process: positive regulation of TORC1 signaling; regulation of autophagy.
UUUCUAUUUAAACGUAGCAUAGGCGUAGGAUACGGUUUUGCUUCAUUUCCUGUUCCUUAUGCGCUCUGUUAAACUACGUCGUUUGAGCCAGGCAGCUCACCUUCCCACUACAUGCCAGGUGAUGUACUGAGGGUGGUUUUAACAGAAAACCACCAGUUAUGCAGAGCUGUUGUUCGGCGCACGGUUUGUAGGUAUCUGCGCGUAAGGAGAGGCUGGGUGGAGACGUCAAAAAGCUGAAGACAAGAGAAGUGUGAGGCGGAGCAGACGGACAGGAGGCCACGGUUUCCCCUCACACUCUCCCACACAUCACCUCGGCCUUGAUGGUGAUGUAUGCGAGGAAACCAGCAAGAGCAAGCGAUGGGUGUAACGAAAGAAGGGAUUCACAACCCUGUCAGCCCAAGAUACAGUCCACCCUCCUUCAUCGUUACGAGAAGGUGCGUGACGCCUCGGUGGAUGCCAUGCCGCCUUACAAGAUGCUUCGACGCUCGAAUGAAAGUCCUGUCGGCAGACACGGAGAUAGCACGGGGCAAAGCAAGACAAAGAUUGCUCAUACAGUCAGAGGAAAAAAUGGAACCAGUGCCUCGCCUCAAGAAAACUCUCAGAACAACAGCAGCGCCCACCAUGGCUCAGACUCGCAUGCCACUCAAAGCAAGCCUACAGAGCGGGAUCCAUCAGAUGACUGGACGGAACACAUCAGCUCUUCUGGGAAGAAGUAUUACUACAACUGUAGAACGGAAGUCUCCCAAUGGGAAAAGCCCAAAGACCUGCUCGAUAGGGAACAGAGGCAGAAAGACUCGGCCAAUAGUUUCCCCAGAGACAUGGACUACAGACAAGAGGCCUUGCAGGACAAAGCCACUACAAAGACCACAUCCAGGGACCAAUCAUCCAACUCUGCCCAUUCUUCGACCACUUCUGCCUCCUCUUCCUCUCAGAGUCUAACAUCUGCCCCUGGCACGUUAGGCUCCUCCACCUACACCAUGUCCUCAAUUUCCUCCUCCACGUCCACCACCACCACCACCUCCUCCUCUUCAAUCGGGCAGCUGCUUCAGUCAAUCCAGUCCCCGUCCCCGGCACUGCUGCAGGACCCAGCGCUCCUUCAUCAGCUCCUACCUGCGCUGCAGGCUGCGCUGCAAGCAAACAACACCACCAUAGACAUGACCAAGCUCAACGAAGUCUUGACAGCUGCUGUCACCCAAGCUUCCUUGCGGUCUGUCAUUCAUAAGCUCUUCACUGCUGGACCUGCUUUCAACAUCACUGCUCUGCACUCAGCUGCUCAGCACUCCAACCAAGCCCAGCACUCCAACCAGUCUCCGGUCUCUCUCACGUCAGAAGCGUCAUCGCCACAGCCGUGCUCGUCUCCGCGAAACGGGACGUCUCAGAGCAACCCCAAAUCUCUCGUCGGUGUACAUUUUGGAAGCAUCACAUCAUCACAAACAAGGGGCAGUGUGACUUCGGCGAAGCAAGGAUCUGUCCCCCUGUCUCAGGUAACAGAGAAGCGACCAGAAGAUCCUAGAACUUUUCAACAAAAAAGCCCAGGGGUCAUUUGCCCAGGAUCGCACGCGGUCCCUGCGUUGCCACUCCAUUCCCCCUUUAGCAGCACCAGCCAAACCCAGAGGGAGACUCCGAGCUCCUGUAUUUCCACCCUAGCUGCUCAUUUUGAUGAGAACCUCAUCAAACAUAUCCAAGGAUGGCCUUCAGAGCGGACGGAGAAACAGGCGGCUCGGUUACAUGAGGAUGUUCACAACAUGGGCAGCCUAUAUAUGUCUGAAAUCUGCACGGAGAUGAAAAAUCUCCGUUCCCUGGUCAGGGUGUGUGAAAUCCAGGCCACGCUGAGAGAACAGAGAAUCCUGUUUCUGAGGCAGCAGAGCAAAGAGCUGGACAAACUGAAGAACCAGAACUUGUACAUGGUGUGAAGACCUGGUCAGUAUAGAGUCAUCAAAUCUAAAUCUUUGAUGAUUCAAAAUGCUGAUGGGAGGAGUGGUGGCGGGAGGGGGGAGAAAGGAGGAAAAAAAAAAAAAAAAAAGAGAGGAAUAGACAUGGACAGGAAGCUGUUAACUCAGCUUAGUUUCUGACAAGAUGGCGCUUCCAGAGUGGAGCAGCAUAAUCUUCAUCAUGUCUCCUCUUUUUUUUUUUUUUUUUUUUUGUUUUUUUUUUGUUUUUUUUUUGUUUUUUUUUUUUUUUUUUGUUUUUUUUUUGCUGUGUUUCUGUUGUGUUAGUAGAUGGCAAACGUUCAUUUUUGGAAGAUGAACUGAAAAAAAUCGCGGCAUAACAUAACAACUCGAACUAGAUGGUUAGAGCGAUGGAUGAUUAUUCCAAUAAACCCCCCCGGAAACGGACACGUACAAUAAACUGUACGGAUCCUACAGCACUGAUGUUGUUGUUUUUUUUUUUUGUUUUUUUUUUUUUUUUUUGUUUUUUUUUUGCUGUGUUUCUGUUGUGUUAGUAGAUGGCAAACGUUCAUUUUUGGAAGAUGAACUGAAAUAAAUCGUCGCAUAACAUAACAACUCGAACUAGAUGGCUAGAGCGACGGAUGAUUAUUCCAAUAAACCCCCCGGAAACGGACACGUACAAUAAACUGUACGGAUCCUACAGCACUGAUGUUGUUGUUUUUUUUUUUUGUUUUUUUUUUUCCUGAAGGCAGCGGUUAUUUCACUGCAGUGUGGUGUUUUUAGUCAUGACAAGAGAAAAUUUUUUUUUUUUUUUUUUUUUUUUGUCUGGGUUUAUGCAUUAAUUUAAGUGGUACAAACUCACAGCAAAGCUGUGGUCAGUCUUGUCAAACCCACACACCAGUCGUUUCAAGAACCAUUUAUUUGUCGGACCUAAGAUGACCUAAGUUGAGGUUGUAUUGUGCGUGCGGUCCUGCUGGCUAUUUUUCGGUCUAAUUUUCGGCUAAUUUUUUUUUUUUUUUUUUUGUAUAAUUAUUAGCAUUUUAUUUGUCUCCCAAAUCCAGUUGGGAAGCAGUUUUAUUCCUUAUGUUAAGCUUUGCAAAACUUGGACUGAAUUCAAGCUAAAUUAUUCUUGCACACGACGGACGAUUUGUUUAUAACCUUGUUUUUUUUUU